Cyclocybe aegerita is the source of this 828-nucleotide messenger RNA. The record is from the annotation of a GenBank genome assembly. NCBI's taxonomy places the organism in Eukaryota, Fungi, Basidiomycota, Agaricomycetes, Agaricales, Hemipholiotaceae.
AUGGGGGACACUCAAGGCAGGGUGGGAUAUUCGGCCCGACAACUUCUCCCUAUAAUUCCUUCCCUAUCCUCUAUCCCAGGCGUCCAGUUCCUUUCCCAAAUCCUUAUGGCUAGGAAGAAAGUUGAUAAGAAGCAAGACACGCCCGGAUCCUCGACGUCCGCCCAACCACAACCGCCUCAGGUUGCCUUCCCAGAACUGUCUCAGAAGGAAGACCUACAGUGCAGAGCAAUUCUCGAGGACCAGAUCCUCGUCAUCGAUGACUUCUUGUCGCCUGCUGAAUGUAAAGCAUUCGCGAAGUUCGUCGAUACCCUUCCUCUGGAGCUCACCCCGCCAAAGAAACGAGGCGAGGCUGAACGUGUCAACCAAAGGUUUUCUGUGUCCUCCCUAGACUUCGCGAAGAAGUUGCACGAACGAAUUCUACCUCAUCUCCCUUUGUUUCCAUACCCAACGUCCAUAAAGCGUCCUGCUGUAGUCGAGAACCCACGGAAGCCACAUUCUUGUAAUUCGAAUAUCAGGGUGUAUAAAUAUGCACCAUCGCAAUACUUUGGGCCGCAUUACGACGAUUCCGUCCGCGAUUCUCUGACUGGAGCGAAAUCAGAAUGGACCUUGCUCAUAUAUCUGACUGGAGCAGAGGAUGGUGUCGAAGGUGGCGAGACAUUGUUCUACAAGGAGGAAAAAGGAAAGCCUCGUGAAACCAUCACUCCAGCUUUGAAGCGCGGAACAGCACUGCUGCAUCGGCACGGGCACGAGUGUAUGCUCCACGAAGGAUCCCCGGUAUGGAAAGGCACAAAAUACGUCCUGAGAUCUGACUUGAUGUUCAUGCGAUAA